Messenger RNA from Paramecium sonneborni, 1143 nucleotides. Lineage: Eukaryota; Ciliophora; Oligohymenophorea; Peniculida; Parameciidae. The record is from the annotation of a GenBank genome assembly.
AUGGAAGAUUAGAUAGAUAACGAAUUCUUAGAUGAAAAUUAACAUCAAGCUCUAUAAGAGUGUGAACUUUGUCAAAGGAAAUUUCAUCCUGAAAGAAUUGAAAGACAUAUUAUAGCUUGUCAAAAAGCACAAUUGAAAUAAUAAGAAAGAGAUAAAAUAAUAUAAAAAAAGAAAAAACUUAUUGAACAAAAAAAAUAACAACUACAAUAAACAGAUGUUGAAAUUGUUAAAACUAAUUGGAGGGAGGAACAUUAAAAAUUUUAAGAGUAAAUCUAAUAUAACCGAAAAUUAAAAUAAGUAACAACAAAAUUAUAUUAAAGUUAGAAAAUCAAGGAUAAGAUAUAAAUUAGUUAAAACAACCUGAAACUAAAGUUAAUUCCAAUUAUGUUUUUUGUGAAUAUUGUGAAAGGCAUUUUGCUAAAAGUAAUUAUUAAAUCUCUAUCUAAGAUGUUGCUGAAAGACAUAUACCAAAAUGUAAAGAAAUUAUAGCUAAGCCUAAACCUCCUAGAAAGAAAACAGUUGAAAUGAUUUAACCUUCAUAACCCUUGCUUUAAGAAAAAAGAUAAGCAUAAGUUAGUACACCUUCUACUUCAAGCCAGAUGGAGAGAAAGCCCAUUAUUAAAAAAUAAUUAUCAGAUUCAUCUUAACAAUUUAGGCCUACCAGUUUAUAAAGAUUUAUAGCAGAGUAGUCUGGCAAAGCAAAUUUAACAAAUAUAGGUAUUUUAUUAAAAGUACAAUUAGGUUUUAUUGACUGUAAAGCACGAGCUACUGCUAUAUAAGAUACAGAAUGUCCACAUUGCAAUAGAAGGUUUAUUUCUAGAGCUGCAGAAAGACACAUUCCUAUUUGUGAAAAAUUAACUAGAAAAAGCUCUUUUCGUAUCAAUAUUUAAUCAAUAACAAUUAGAAAUCAAAUAUUAAAAUAGAAAGAGUGUUCCUAUAAAACAAAAUAAUUUAAUGAUGAUAGCACCUACAGCAAUUUUACCUUAAAUUUAAAGAAAGGUGAACAAGUAGUUAGAUGCAGGGACUUUGCCUCCUAUAGGAAAUAGUUAAAAGUUUUGUACAGAAUGUGGAAAUAGAUUUUAGGCAAAUCAUAAAUAUUGUGGUGGAUGUGGACAUAAAAGAGUACCUGAAAUAGUAAUUUGA